Molecule: messenger RNA, 3129 nt
Organism: Camelina sativa (false flax)
Lineage: Eukaryota; Viridiplantae; Streptophyta; Magnoliopsida; Brassicales; Brassicaceae
Source: RefSeq, a predicted model, not a curated record
AUGGAAUUGUUCCGUCCCCAUGGUGAAGCACAAGAUUUUUUGUUCAUUGCAACUGAGAGAUAUAAAUUCUGUGUUCUUCAAUGGGAUUAUGAGUCAUCUGAGCUAAUUACAAGGGCAAUGGGGGAUGUUUCUGAUCGGAUAGGCCGACCGACAGACAAUGGUCAGAUUGGUAUAAUUGAUCCUGAUUGCAGAGUAAUUGGUCUCCAUCUGUAUGACGGCUUGUUCAAGGUUAUUCCGUUUGACAAUAAAGGACAGCUCAAUGAAGCUUUUAACAUAAGGCUGGAGGAGUUGCAGGUCCUAGAUAUCAAGUUUUUGUAUGGAUGCGUGAAGCCUACAAUUGCAGUACUUUAUCAGGACAACAAAGAUGCUCGUCAUCUCAAAACAUAUGAAAUUUCUCUUAAAGAUAAGGAAUUUGUUGAAGGGCCAUGGUCACAGAACAAUCUCGACAAUGGUGCUGACUUAUUAAUCCCUGUACCUUCACCUCUGUGUGGCGUCCUUAUCAUUGGAGAAGAAACCAUUGUCUAUUGUAGUGCCAAUGCAUUCAAAGCAAUACCAAUACGACCUUCCAUCACAAAAGCAUAUGGAAGAGUUGAUCUUGAUGGUUCUAGGUAUCUCCUUGGUGACCAUGCUGGACUGAUUCACCUGCUUGUUAUAACCCACGAGAAAGAAAAGGUCACUGGCCUCAAAAUUGAGCUUUUGGGUGAAACAUCUAUAGCAUCUUCCAUCUCGUAUCUUGACAAUGCUGUUGUCUUUGUCGGUUCAAGUUAUGGAGAUUCACAGCUUAUUAAGCUAAACAUGCAACCGGAUGCAAAAGGUUCAUAUGUAGAAAUUUUAGAAAAGUAUGUCAACUUGGGGCCUAUUGUCGACUUUUGUGUAGUUGAUCUUGAGAGACAAGGGCAAGGUCAGGUUGUAACAUGCUCUGGAGCAUAUAAGGAUGGUUCUCUUCGCAUAGUCCGCAAUGGGAUAGGAAUAAAUGAACAGGCGUCCGUGGAACUUCAAGGCAUCAAAGGAAUGUGGUCGUUGAAAUCGUCAAUUGAUGAAGCAUUUGAUACAUUCCUUGUAGUUAGUUUUAUCAGCGAAACUCGUAUAUUAGCCAUGAAUAUAGAGGAUGAACUGGAAGAAACAGAGAUUGAGGGUUUCUCGUCUCAAGUGCAGACUUUAUUUUGCCAUGAUGCUGUCUACAACCAACUUGUACAGGUUACCUCAAAUUCUGUCAGAUUAGUCAGUUCUACAACUAGAGAAUUGCGAAAUAAAUGGGAUGCACCAGCUGGAUUCGCUGUUAAUGUUGCAACUGCAAAUGCGAGCCAGGUUCUUUUGGCCACUGGAGGUGGGCAUUUGGUCUACCUAGAAAUUGGGGACGGGACAUUGACGGAAGUUAAACAUGUCCUGUUGGAGUACGAGGUUUCUUGUCUUGACAUAAACCCCAUUGGCGAUAAUCCUAAUCACAGUCAGCUAGCUGCAGUCGGGAUGUGGACAGAUAUAAGUGUGAGGAUUUUUGUGCUGCCAGACUUGACUCUUGUUACUAAGGAGCAACUAGGAGGGGAGAUAAUUCCCCGAUCUGUUCUUCUUUGUUCAUUUGAAGGGAUAUCUUACUUGCUCUGUGCUCUUGGAGAUGGUCAUCUCUUAAGUUUUCAGUUGGAUACGAGUAGUGGGAAAUUAAGAGAUCGAAAAAAAGUAUCACUGGGGACUCAGCCUAUAACUUUGCGUACUUUUUCAUCUAAAAGUGCAACACAUGUGUUUGCUGCAUCAGAUAGACCAGCGGUUAUAUAUAGCAACAACAAGAAGCUGUUAUACAGCAACGUGAAUCUAAAAGAAGUUAGUCAUAUGUGUCCCUUCAACUCUGCUGCUUUUCCAGACAGUCUAGCAAUUGCCAGGGAAGGCGAACUUACAAUUGGCACCAUCGAUGCCAUUCAGAAACUUCACAUACGCACUAUUCCCAUUGGAGAGCAUGCUCGUCGUAUCUGCCAUCAGGAACAAACACGAACAUUUGCUAUCUGCUGUUUGAGAAACCAACCAAGUGCGGAAGAAUCUGAAAUGCAUUUUGGAAGGAUACUUGUCUUUAUAGUUGAAGAAGGGAGAUUGCAGCUUAUCACAGAGAAGGAAACCAAGGGAGCUGUUUAUUCUCUCAAUGCCUUCAAUGGAAAACUUCUUGCUGCUAUUAAUCAAAAAAUUCAGUUGUACAAGUGGAUGCUGCGGGAUGAUGGCACUCGCGAGCUGCAGUCUGAAUGUGGACAUCACGGUCACAUACUAGCUCUCUACGUACAGACCCGUGGAGACUUCAUCGUCGUUGGUGACCUCAUGAAAUCAAUCUCUUUAUUAAUUUACAAGCACGAGGAAGGUGCAAUCGAGGAAAGAGCUCGUGAUUAUAAUGCAAACUGGAUGUCGGCAGUUGAGAUACUCGAUGAUGAUAUCUACCUUGGUGCUGAUAAUUGCUUCAACCUAUUCACAGUAAAGAAGAACAAUGAAGGUGCUACGGAUGAAGAAAGGGCUCGUAUGGAGGUGGUAGGCGAGUAUCACAUUGGGGAAUUUGUGAACCGAUUCCGCCAUGGGUCGCUUGUAAUGAGGCUGCCUGAUUCAGAGAUUGGUCAGAUACAGACUGUCAUAUUUGGCACAGUGAGUGGGAUGAUAGGAGUGCUAGCUUCUCUGCCUCAAGAACAGUAUGCGUUUCUAGAGAAACUGCAGACGAGUCUGAGGAAAGUGAUAAAAGGAGUUGGUGGUCUAAGCCACGAGCAGUGGAGAUCAUUCAACAACGAGAAAAGAACAGCGGAAGCGAAGAGUUACUUGGAUGGAGAUCUCAUUGAAUCCUUCUUGGAUCUGAGCAGGGGUAAGAUGGAGGAGGUCUCUAAAGGUAUGGAUGUUCAAGUGGAAGAGUUGUGCAAGAGAGUUGAGGAACUCACUAGGCUUCACUGAGCAAACCCCAUAUCUUUCUCCCUCCCUUUCUCUCUUCGGUUUAUUUUCUCGACAAUCUCGAGUGGUUUCAUUUUUGUUUUGGUGCUUCAAACGAUGAUUAAACAUAAAUUGCUUUUUUUUUUUGCGUUUUUGAUAAAAAGAAUUGUAUAAUCAUUGCAGUGUUGUGGAUUAUUAUUAUCAUAUUAAUAAGAGUUCCAUUGUGUUGGAAAUUUCAAGUUU